UACUCAAUCCCCCUUCCUUCUCUGUCUUUCACCACGACUUUUCAACUCGCCUCCCGCCUGCAGCCGCCGGCCGCCCGCCGCACCGGUUCCCCUCCCGAUCCCGAGGUGGCGUCGCCUCCUCCCGCCUAGCCGCUGUGUACUUUCUCUUCCUUUUCCUUCCCGAGCCGCCGCCGAGCGCCCCACCCCCCUCGCUCGUCUUCCUCGUCGCACACGACUGACACCAGCAACGCAAGCGCCGGCGGCGGCUGAUCUCCCCUUCGUUUCUCUCGCUCCCCACCGUUUCUCCUCCCCAAACCCCACGAACCUAUUCUGCCCUUUAGCUCUCCGUUUCAUCUCCUUGAUCUCCCGAAUUCGUAAGCGAGGCAAAAAAAAGGACAGAGCGAGAUCUCCCGGCGUCAUGUCGUUGGACUCAGAUUCCUCGUCGCAGGGCGGUGACAACCGGAGCUUCCGCCAGAUCACACGAGACCGUUUAUUAUUUGAAAUGCUCAGAUCAACUAGGAAGGAUUCGAAAUCAGCAUGGAAGGUUCUUAUCAUGGAUAAGUUUACAGUGAAGAUAAUGUCAUACUCAUGUAAGAUGGCAGAUAUUACAGAGGAAGGAGUUUCAUUGGUUGAAGAUUUAUACAAACGGAGGCAGCCAUUGCCUUCACUGGAUGCUAUAUAUUUCAUCCAACCAACUAAAGAAAACAUCGUUAUGUUCCUCUCUGACAUGUCAGGAAGAAGCCCAUUGUACAAGAAGGCUUUUGUAUUUUUCAGUUCUCCCAUACAGAAAGACUUAGUUGCUCAAAUAAAGAAAGAUUCAAGUGUAUUACCUCGUAUUGGUGCACUUAGUGAGAUGAAUUUGGAGUACAUUCCUAUUGAAUCCCAGGGUUUCGUGACUGACCAUGAAAGGGCAUUAGAGGAGCUUUUCUGUGAGAGUGCAGAAGGCUUUAACAAAUACAAUGCUUGUUUGAAUGCAAUGGCUACUCGUAUAUCUACAGUAUUUGCAUCAAUGAGGGAAUUUCCCCGUGUGCACUACCGUGUUGCCAAGACAAUUGAUGCUUCUACAAUGACAACACUAAGGGACAUGGUGCCCACAAAGAUUGCUGCUGGUGUGUGGAAUUAUCUCUCCAAAUAUAAGACGUCGAUUCCUGAAUUUCCUCAGACAGAAACUUGUGAACUGCUCAUUGUAGACCGUUCAGUAGAUCAGAUUGCACCAAUUAUUCAUGAAUGGACUUAUGAUGCCAUGUGCCAUGAUCUACUAUGCAUGGAUGGCAACAAGUAUGUACAUGAGAUUCCGAGUAAAAAUGGUUCAGCCUCGGAGAAAAAGGAGGUCCUGUUAGACGAUCAUGAUCCAGUUUGGCUUGAACUUCGACAUGCUCAUAUAGCAGAUGCAAGUGAAAGGCUGCAUGAUAAGAUGACACAUUUCGUCUCGAAAAAUAAAGCUGCCCAACUACACCAAGCAAGAACUGGAGGAGAGCUAUCAACUAGAGACUUGCAAAAAAUGGUUCAAGCUCUUCCACAGUACAGUGAUCAAAUUGACAAGCUUUCUCUGCAUGUCGAGAUUGCAGGAAAACUCAAUAGCAUAAUAAGGGAACAAUGUCUUCGAGAUGUUGGACAGCUAGAGCAAGAUCUUGUGUUUGGUGAUGCCGGGACAAAAGAAUUAAUCAAUUUUUUGAGGACACAAUUGGGUGUAAGUCGUGAAAAUAAGUUGCGUUUGCUGAUGAUUUAUGCAGCAAUCAACCCAGAAAAGUUUGAAAGUGAUAAGGGCACAAAAUUGAUGCAGUUGGCAGGAUUAUCCGCUGACGACAUGAUUGCUGUGAAUAAUAUGCGUUCGUUAUGUUCUGAUACAAAAAAGCCCUCAGGAGGAGGCUUUACACUGAAAUUUGAUGUUCACAAGAAAAAACAUGGAUACAGAAAAGAGCGAACAGGGGAAGAGUCAGCAUGGGCGCUGUCCCGAUUUUAUCCAGUUCUAGAGGAAUUAAUUGAGAAGCUCAGCAAGGGUGAAUUGCCAAAAGAUGAAUAUAACUGCAUGAAUGACCCUAGUCCCAGUUUCCAUGGAUUACCAACGACCACUACCAGCAGCUCAGCCCGCACAAGCCCAGCUCACUCGAUGAGAUCUAGAAGGACGGGUGGCUCAUGGGCUAGGCCUCGUGGUUCUGAUGAUGGAUAUUCAAGUGAUUCGGUAUUGAAGCAUGCAUCUAGUGAUUUCAAAAAGCGGGGCCAGCGAAUAUUUGUUUUUGUCAUUGGUGGUGCUACUCGAUCAGAGUUACGUGCUGCACACAAGCUUACAUCCAAGCUGAAGCGGGAGGUCAUCCUUGGUUCAUCCAGCCUUGAUGAUCCACCCCAGUUCAUCACAAAACUGAAGAUGAUGUCAGCUGAAGAGUUGACAUUGGACGAUCUUCAGAUAUAAAAAAAAAUAACGGACAUGGACUCUGGCUCCAUCAGGAAUUUCUCCUUGUACUUAUUUUAGUAUUUUCUUUGUGAUCGUUAGGUCUAGUUAUGAGCUAAUUGCAUUAACCACAGGCUAUCGAUGCAUUAACCACAGGCAGUCCUGUAUCAUAUUCAUUUUAGUAGGGAGUGUAUUCUCUACACCGGCUACUCAUAAUUGAAUGAAUGUACAUAACAGUGGCCGGCAACUGUAACUAUGUGAUUUUAUUUUUGGUUGGGCUGGUGGUUGGUUUGUUAUCUCCACUUAAUGAGAAAUGUUGUAUGUUUGUGACCCAAGUAACAUGCACACGCCUGUGAGUUUUCCUGGUA
Molecule: messenger RNA, 2736 nt
Organism: Brachypodium distachyon (stiff brome)
Lineage: Eukaryota; Viridiplantae; Streptophyta; Magnoliopsida; Poales; Poaceae
Product: probable protein transport Sec1a
Exons: 21
Coding region: 398-2389 (663 amino acids)
Biological process (GO): intracellular protein transport; vesicle-mediated transport
Cellular component (GO): secretory granule; plasma membrane
Molecular function (GO): syntaxin binding
Source: RefSeq, a predicted model, not a curated record